AUGUCAGAAAGAUCAUCUCUUACAAAUAUAAAUCUAUUGGUUUCGUCCUCGCUUGAAUGUCCUAUAUGCGCUGAAUUUUUUACAAUCCCUAUUUUUCAGUGUGAUCGAGGACAUUCUAUAUGUGACCGAUGCUCAGAAAAAAUACCUAAAUUUCCUCUAAUUAUAAAAACAAAUAUCAAAAAAAUAAAAUUAAAUUUUAUAUUAAAAUUGUUUUUUCGAUCUUUAGAGGUAAAUGCCCAUUUUGUAAGUCAAACAUUGGUCGGAAAUUGCGAAAUUAUAGCCUAGAACAACAGCUUUCGCUGAUUGAUAUUUCUUGCCAUUUUAAAGGAUGCACCACAACAAUGAAACUUUCAUCAAGAAUUUCUCAUGAAAUUGAUUGCAGGUUUAAUCCUUCUGGCUUAAAAUGUUUAAUGCCUAGUUGUAGAUGAGCUGGAACCCAUAAAUCUGUUUUUUCUCAUUUAAACAUGAAACAUAAAAUUCCCCAUUAUGAUGUUAUGGGAGAUACUGCUGAAUUUUCUUCGAGACUAAGAUCAAAUUUACUUCCUCCAAUUGCUGGCUGUGUUAAAUUAUUGCAUACAUUUCAUUAUAAAGACGGAAACACCAUAACAAUCUUGACUUAUAUUUUUAUGGAUUCAACAAAAAAUUUGUUUUAUCCACAGUUUAGGACUUUGGAGAAUUUUUCGAGUAAAUUCACAUUGAAGAUUUGGAAUAUCCAAUCAAAUCAAUGUGAUGAAUUAACUAUUGCAGGUAAAGCUUUGACUAUUAGGCAUCGAUUAGACGAAGAAAGAGAAAAAAGUUUAUGCUUGAAAUUAGAUCUUGAGAGUGUUAUAGAUAAAUUCUCAUAUGAAGAUAUAGUAGAAAGAGACCAAAGGCUAUUGCAUUAUAGAUUAUCAAUAAAUGGUAAGGUCACUUAA
Molecule: messenger RNA, 914 nt
Organism: Blepharisma stoltei
Lineage: Eukaryota; Ciliophora; Heterotrichea; Heterotrichida; Blepharismidae
Source: the annotation of a GenBank genome assembly